AUGGCCUACAUCAGCAACAUCACCAUUGGAACACCCCCUCAACAGUUCCAGGUCAUCUUUGACACCAGCUCAUCUGACUUGUGAGUGCUCUCUGUCUACUGCCAAAGUUCCAGCUGCUCUACGAAUAGCAAAUUCAACCCUAGUCAGUCCAGCACCUUCCAGGACAUGAGGAAGACAAUCAACCUCAGCUUUGGCUCUGGGAGAAUGAGUGGCUAUCUUGGCUCUGACAUUGUGUGGGUCAGGGACCUUGUUACCGUGUGGCAAGCAUUUGGCCUGAGCACGAAUCUGUCCAGUGAGGCCAUGGAAUAUGGGCCUUAUGACGGCAUCCUGGGCUUGGCCUACCCCAGCCUUCCCAUUGAUAGGACCAGCCCUGUCUUCGACAACCUGAAUAACCGAAGAGUCAUUUCUCAGCGUGUCUUUGCCUUCUACUUGAGCAGCCAGCCAGAUAUCGCCAGCGUGGUAAUAUUUAGUGGAGUCAACAAUUCCUACUUCCACGGAGAUCUUAAGUGGAUACCAGUGAUUCAACCACGCUACUGGCAGAUAAUGAUGGAUCGGCCCCUGGGUCUGCUCACGCUCCCCUGGCAGGGGCCUCAGUGUCUGAGCCGGGCCAUUGUGGAUACUGGGAGCUCAUUGCUGACUGGCCCAACUGAUGUGGUCAGCAGCAUUCAGAGGCGCAUCAACCCCAGUCCCAUUGGGGAUAGCGAGCAAAUGAUGUCAUGUAAUGGUGCCACGAACCUGCCUCCUGUUAUCUUCACCAUCCAUGGCACUGACUUCCCAGUGUCCCCUAAAUACCACAUCCAGAAGAUUCCCAAGAGCCUCUGCUUUAGCAGCUUUCAAGGGGGCACAGAGAACAUGGUCCCCUUGGAGACCUGGAUCCUGGGUGACAUCUUCCUGAGAGCAUAUUUCUCCGUUUUUGAUCGGAGUAAAAACAGGAUUGACCUGGCUCCCGCAGCAUAA
Budorcas taxicolor (takin) is the source of this 957-nucleotide messenger RNA. Its product is annotated as pepsin F-like. Gene Ontology annotation, biological process: proteolysis. The transcript is spliced from 8 exons. Lineage: Eukaryota; Metazoa; Chordata; Mammalia; Artiodactyla; Bovidae. Gene Ontology annotation, molecular function: aspartic-type endopeptidase activity. The record is from RefSeq and is a predicted model, not a curated record.